AUGCUUUCAGAGGCUAUUCACUCGCUCGUGGACACCGGCAAUCAGGCUAUCCUUAUCUUGGGUCUGAAGCAAGCGUCAGGUGUACCGGACAAGAAACAUCAGUACGGAUACGUACUCGCUGCGUACUUUUGGUCGCUCAUCUCUGCAUUGGGCAUUUUCUGGUUAGGCUCAGGUGUGACUGUUGUUCACGGGAUCUACAUCGACGGAUGGGUCAGUACAGAAACUACUGGCCACCAAACCCAAAAACAUGUCGUUUUAUCAGCACGUGAAGCGGACGAAAGACCCGUUUAUGAUGGCUGUCUGCUCGAGGAUCUCUCGGCCUGUGUGGGUGUUAUUAUUGCUGGAUGCGGCAUCGGGGACAGCCAGAUUACCGGCAACACGCUGUGGGAUAGCCUCGCAAGUGUUUCUAUUGGUGUGCUUCUUGGUGGUGUUGCAGUAUCACUAAUCUGCCUGAACCAAAAGUAUUUAUUGGGUCAGUCAGUGGAGCCAGAAAUUGAGAAUGGUAUCCGUGAGUCGUUGCUGGCACGUCCGUCCAUUGACAACGUGUAUGCUGUCCAGUCACAGUGGGUUGGACUAUCGACAUUUAGCUUUAAGGCUGAAGUGGACUUUGAUGGAACGUACUUGGCAGCGAGACUAUUACGAAUGUACAAGCCGGUAUUUUUGGAAUCAAAGGAUUUGGAAAAUGAUCUAUCACUCAUUCUAUCCUGGCGACAGCAGCUUCUGUCCGCUGGGAAGCGGCGAGUGCGUCGACAUGGACGAGCCCAAGAGCAACACUUUCGCUGCAAGAAACGACAUCAUGUCCACCUCCUUCGGCAAAGAGCACAGCAAAUGCUGCUGAAAAGCAGGAGGCGGCGUCAGCACUUCAGCGUCUGUGGUGUCGUCAUCGGUGCUCAUCGAACUGGUCGGGCAAUGGCUGACAGUGACUGGGAACUGCGUCUGCUGUAG
This is a messenger RNA of Peronospora farinosa, 945 nucleotides long. The record is from the annotation of a GenBank genome assembly. NCBI's taxonomy places the organism in Eukaryota, Oomycota, Peronosporomycetes, Peronosporales, Peronosporaceae.